AUGGUACCACUCCGGCCUCACCUCCACCAGAUCCUCCAGUUUCUAAAGGGCUCAGGAAACCUUACAGUAAUUGUUGGUGUUGGUGUGGGACUAGGAGCCGUCUUACUGGUGGGAAUCGUUGUAGGCACAAUCCUUUACAAAAGGAAAAAGAACAAGAAGAAUCCUCAACAUAAUAUCACCAACUCUCAAAAUAAUGAAGAAGGGAAUGAGUCACCUCCCCCUCCACCACCAGUAGAGAAGAUCGUUACAAUGGAGAGCUUGCAGUAUGAAUGGGAAACUCUGAAAGCCGCCACUAGGAAUUUCUCGGAUGAUCGGAAACUUGGUCAAGGUGGCUUUGGCAUCGUUUACAAGGGGACCUUAGGAAAUGGACAAGAAAUAGCUGUAAAAAGGCUAUCAAAAGGCUCUGGCCAAGGUGAUAAAGAAUUCAAGAAUGAGGCAGUAUUAGUAGCCAAACUUCAACACAGAAAUUUAGUGAAGUUGGAAGGGUUUUGCUUGACAAAAGAAGAAAAGUUACUUGUGUAUGAGUUUGUGCCCAACAAAAGUCUUGACUGCUUUCUAUUUGAUCUAGAAAAGCGAAAACAACUGAAUUGGACAAAGCGUUUUGACAUCAUUAAAGGUGUUGCUCGAGGAAUGAUGUACUUACAUGAAGACUCUCCCAUUCGAAUUAUUCAUCGUGACCUUAAAGCAGCCAAUGUUUUGUUAGACUCUGUAAUGAAUCCUAAGAUUGCAGAUUUUGGCAUGGCAAGGAUCUUUGAUGAACAAACCUAUUGCCAUACAAGUAGAGUUGCUGGGACUUAUGGUUAUAUGGCUCCAGAGUACUUAAUUCACGGACAUUUCAAUGUGAAAUCAGAUGUAUAUAGUUUUGGUGUACUUGUUUUUGAGAUCAUGAGCGGAAGAAAAAUAAGUGCUAUGACUAAUCAAUCCGGUGUGAUUGAAAACCUUCUAAGCUAUGGAUGGAGAUGUUGGAAGGAAGGAAGAUCAAAAGAUUUCAUAGAUUCAACACUUAAAGAAACAUAUUCAAAAGGAGAAAUCACAAAGUGCAUACAUCUAGCCUUGUUAUGUGUCCAAGAAGACAUGAAAGAAAGACCUUCUAUGUCAACAAUAGUCCUGAUGCUCAACUCUAACUUUGGUGUUGGUGCAUUGUCAAUGCCUGCGCCACCAGCUUUCAUGUACAUUGGAAAUAAUCAACAAUCAACAGCCAUUAGCACUAACACUGCUUCUAUGAUGUGGUCUAGUGGAACAUCAAUCAAUGACUAAACAUUUUUCAGGGUUCAAUUCUCAUA
Amaranthus tricolor (Joseph's coat) is the source of this 1283-nucleotide messenger RNA. RefSeq names its product cysteine-rich receptor-like protein kinase 5. Gene Ontology annotation, molecular function: protein kinase activity; ATP binding. Lineage: Eukaryota; Viridiplantae; Streptophyta; Magnoliopsida; Caryophyllales; Amaranthaceae. Bases 1 to 1257 code for a protein of 418 amino acids. Gene Ontology annotation, biological process: protein phosphorylation. The transcript is spliced from 8 exons. The record is from RefSeq and is a predicted model, not a curated record.